UGCGUUGCGAAGAUAUUGAAGGAUCUAUAUCUGAGGACAUGAAUGGUCUUUACUUAAAUCAUAGACCAGUCAGCCAUAGUCACAUUCAAUAAAUGCUUCAAGUCCCCGUUCCCCCCUCUCUUUAUCAAUAAACCAGUCCCAAAGAAGCAAUACAUUCAUCAAUAUGCCAAAGAUCGCGAUUGUUGGUGCCGGCAUCACUGGCAUGGCGAUAGCAAGUAUGCUAUCGCGCUCACAUGAGAUAACGAUUGUUGCCCGCAACCUUCCAGGAGAUGCCAACAGCCUGGAAUGGGCCAGCCCUUGGGCUGGUGCUUGUUUCUUGUGUCUAGAUGGAUCCAAUGCUCAUGAGCAGAGGAUGCAAGCUGAUUCACUUGCUUGGCUGUGGGCUCUUGCAGAGAGCCACCCAGAGUCAAGCGUUAAGAGAAUCGAGAUGAACGACUUCCAAGAUGAAACGCCAUGGGAAAAGAUCUGGUACAAAGACUUGAUGCCAGGAAUGCGCAAGAUAUCUCCAGAAGAAUUGCCUGAAGGGGUAAAGCUGGGCAUGAGAUACCAAACAGUAGUUCUGACACCACAUAUCUUCCUUCCCUGGCUUCGGAAGCAAUUGGAAAGAUCCGGAGUCAAAUUCGUGCGUAAAGAGUUAAAGGCUCUGAACGAUCUCAAAGACUUUGGCCACGAUGUGCUCGUCAAUGCCACCGGCUGGGGAUCGAAAUUCCUUACUGAUAUAGCAGAUGAAGGUGUGCAGCAAAUUCGUGGGCAAACAUUGCUGGUAAGAACAAGUUACGACAAGAUUUUCAUGCGGCACGGCAAAGACUAUACGUAUGUGAUUCCACGACUAGACGGCACUGCCAUCAUCGGCGGCAUCAAGCAAAUUGGCGAAACGUAUCCUGAAGUAGACCAGGACAUCAAGGCUGAUAUUCUUCGUCGCGUUCACGAACAUCUUCCCAAUAUAUUCCCGAGCCCACAGGAGACAGAUUUUGAAAUUAUACAGGACAAUGUGGGAUUCCGACCAGGAAGGCCUGAAGGUGUAAGGGUAGAGCAGGAAAUAUUGGGUGGAGAGAAGAUUGUGCAUGCAUAUGGCACAGGAGGCGGAGGUUAUGUGUUCAGCUUUGGUUUGGCUCGUGCUACUGCAACGCUUGUGAAUGACUACUUUUUCAAGAUACCAGUAGCAAGGUUGUGA
Molecule: messenger RNA, 1174 nt
Organism: Aaosphaeria arxii CBS 175.79
Lineage: Eukaryota; Fungi; Ascomycota; Dothideomycetes; Pleosporales
Product: nucleotide-binding domain-containing protein
Exons: 7
Coding region: 164-1174 (336 amino acids)
Molecular function (GO): D-amino-acid oxidase activity; FAD binding
Source: RefSeq, a predicted model, not a curated record